UAAGCAAAGCAAGAGAGGUGAAAGAAGAAGAAUGUGUAGGCAUAACAAAAAAAAAAGCCGCAAUGAGAUAAGCAACAAUCAUUGCUCAAUCUUCAGUCAGUGGUCGCUUUGUUUGAAAGUAUGCGGUGUUGGGUUAACAUAUUGGCUUUUUGUUGUUGGGUUCAAGGAAACAUGGCCCAAAACUUUAACCAGCCAUCUGUAACUCAAGUUACCGAACCGGUAAAUAUGGGAGAAUCUCCUGUAUGGGACAGACGAGUGGGAAAACUGUUUUUCGUUGAUAUUCACGAUGGCAGAAUUAUGGCUUACGAUUAUGACAAGCAAACUAUGGAUGUUGCUGCUGAAUUCUCUGGAAAUGAUCUUACUCCUAUAAUUCUCACCAAAAACAAUCCGAACGUGAUGAUUGCCGGAUUGAACAGAAACCUAGCAAAAAUAGCCCUUUACAAUAAAUCGGCGGAAGCGCACAUUUUACACACAGUACAAAACGAAAAGCCAAAAAAUCGUUUCAACGAUGGAAAAGCUGACAGCAGAGGUAGGGUAUGGAUUGGUACAAUGGGUCAUGAACCCUCAAACGGAUCACUAGAACUUAACGCCGGGGCCCUCUUCAAGUUCUCCAAAGACAACGUUAAAACUCCCACUGUUGUGAUACCGAAAAUAAGCAUAAGCAAUGGUUUGACUUGGAGUUUGGACGGUACCUUAUUUUAUUACAUCGAUACUCCCAGCGAAGAAGUGGUACAAUACGAUUAUUAUGCGGAAAAUGGUAGCAUAGCUAACAAGAAGGUGGUGUUUAGUACUAAAGAGAAAAAAAUGGGGUAUCCAGAUGGAAUGACCAUUGAUGAAAACGGUAACUUAUGGAUAGCUCUGUAUAAUGGUGGAUCUGUUAUCGAAAUUAACCCUUCAAAAGGGACUUUGCUGAGGCGCAUUCCGAUUCCAGCUCAAUAUACCACUUCCGUAGCUUGGGGCGGGCCUAAUUUGGACGUGCUGUUUGUCACAACUGCAAAGAGAUCGUUGACGCUGAAGGAAAGAGAAGGGCAACCCGGAGCUGGAAGUUUGUACGCUGUCACGAAUUUAGGCGUUAGAGGUUUGCCAGAAUUCGAAGCGGAUUUAUAGAAGAAUUCUAAAUCUAUUGUUUUUUUUUUUUAAUAAAUAAGUAAUAUUGAAUAAAAUUAGCCAAAUUUGAUCAAAGUAUAUUAAAAUAGUCUUGCUCCAG
Ceutorhynchus assimilis (cabbage seed weevil) is the source of this 1207-nucleotide messenger RNA. NCBI's taxonomy places the organism in Eukaryota, Metazoa, Arthropoda, Insecta, Coleoptera, Curculionidae. The record is from the annotation of a GenBank genome assembly.